This is a messenger RNA of Nematostella vectensis (starlet sea anemone), 1396 nucleotides long. RefSeq lists its product as uncharacterized. NCBI's taxonomy places the organism in Eukaryota, Metazoa, Cnidaria, Anthozoa, Actiniaria, Edwardsiidae. The transcript has 4 exons. Bases 538 to 1299 code for a protein of 253 amino acids. The record is from RefSeq and is a predicted model, not a curated record. Gene Ontology annotation, molecular function: phosphatidylinositol-4-phosphate binding.
ACUUUUGAUUGUAAAACAGAAUCAACGAUUCGUGACGAGUUGGUCCGAGUAUUCUAAAGCGUUAUUGUGCAAACGGCUAAUUCCUCUUGAGAAUCGAUAAAAAUAAAGGUGGUUAAGAAACUGCGCCACUAUACACAGAUGAUACUAUUGGUAGUAAAACUGACCUUUUUAGGCAUUUUGAGGCCUUUUUCUGGUUCACGAUCACGACAAUUUGGGCUUUUUGUAUUAUUUCAAGCAGAUAUGAAUAUUCUUACUGUGCUUUCUUCAUAGCUGUCAACUCUCAAGAUUUUGAACCUUUUCUCAAGCCUAAUUUUCUUGAAAAUAUCCAUACAUUUACUAUAUUCUACCGCAUUAGCUAUCUUGGUACUUCUGAUACAUUUACUGUAUUUUAUCAAGAAUUUCCUAAAGCGAGGUUGACAGCUAUGUUUCUUGGUUUAUGCAUAAGUGGAUUUCUUACGGCUCGUCCCUGGAGACUAGGGAACGCUGUUUGUAAACUCCGAGCCCUUUCGGCACGGGUUUCGGCUAGACCAAAUCCAAAUGAUGGGGGAAUACUCUGCUUUUGUGCAGACAUAUCUACGGGAGAUUUUACAGUCUGGUCGGUUCAAUAUCAAGGAUUGCCAGUCUCGAAAUCUUCAUUUGUCUCAGGCGUAUUGUCUUCUUUGGCAGAAUCCUGAGACGGGGGAAGUGACCGGUAGGGUGUCAGACGAGAUCAUCCACGAUGCAGCAGUCGCCGCCAUCUUGCUCGACCUCGCAGUGAGAGGUUACGUUGAAUUGUGCAUUCAAGAGAAAACCUUCAUGAUGAAGGUUGGCAUAGUCUCGCAGGGUGUUGACGUCAAGGUGACAAACCCGACACCUACAGACACGUUCCUGGACAAAGCGCUGUUCACACGCAUAUUGGACAGUACCAUGCGAAGUGCAGGCGACUGGAUGAUACGAACAUUCUCCUUGAAGGGCGGAGAAGUGCUCACACCUAUCUUAGAUAGUCUAGUGGACCAAGGCAUCUUCUCUGUGGAAUCCCAAUCCUGCAUGGGAAGAAAGUACCCAAUCAUGAAUCAAGGUCCAAAAAAGGAGCUUCAGAAAGAAUUACAGAUGAUCGCUCUGAAUGACCACCACGCUGAUGGCUUCAUGUGGCCCCUGUUAAAGCUUGCGAGGGGCGUUGAUGCGCUGGAGCUAGGAAGAGCUCCGAUACUUGAGCAUAACUUUAGUGAUCAGGACUACAACCGAGCAAAGAAAAACAUUGAAAGGUUGCUAAAGGAGGGGAAGCCGGCUGAGACUCAUAAAGAAAACGUUAAAGUGUAAGGAAAUAACCAAAGGCUUUGCUAGUAUGUUUGGGAUUCAAUAUACACACUGUUUGUAAAGCAUUUUUUUUAAAUGGCAGAUUAAUGACCGAAUGGCA